UCAUAGAGGCAGGCAGUCAUGCGGUGGAAGUAGUGGGCAUCCGCUGCGUUGCGCGAACACACUUCGGGGAAAGAUGCACGAAGAGGAGGAUGGCAGCGAAGCAAGUCCGUGCACAGCCUCGCGGAUUGCGGCCAGCAGGUCAGUGGAUGUGGCCGAGGUCGAGGCAGCGAAGGAGCAGGCCUCCAAGCUGUGCGGAUACCUGAACAAGCUGUCCGGCAAGGGCCCUCUGAGGGGGUACAAGCCGAGGUGGUUCGUGUACGAUCCGAGGAAAUGUUACUUGUAUUACUUCAAGACUCCCCAAGAUGCCUUGCCGCUCGGGCACAUCGAGAUCGGUGACGCGUGCUUCAGUUACGACGUGGAGGGGGAAGAGGGUCAGUUUGAGAUCCGCACGACCGGGAAGGAGUUUCUCCUGAAGGCCCCCAGCAGGCAGGUGAUGCAUUACUGGCUCCAGCAGUUACAGCAGAAACGUUGGGAGUACAGCAACACACGAGGCGGCGCCGGUCAGAGAGACAGCUGGAGCUCCCCGACCCUGGCCUACGCUCCCACGGGCCUCGUGGGCCAAGACAAUGAUGCACUUGUCUUUGACAAGCUAAGUGACAGCAUGGAGAAGGUCCGCAGCGACUUCGCCAUGGAGACAGAAACUGAUGGCGGGGGAAUGGUGGGUAUCCAGUCAGCCAGAGGGCCUUCUGCCACAAACCCCCUCAACUUCUCCCUCAAAAACUUCGGUACAGAACUCAGGAACUCCAUGUCUUAUCUGCGGCCGGGCCGAGGAGGUGAGAGCAGACGCAGUGUGUUUUACACCAACAGCAACAGCAACGCAGAGGAGUGGGAGCUGGUGGACGCUCCAACUAAGGACUUCCCUGAACACAAACAUCAUCCAGACGCACACAGACAUUCCUUUGGGUCAGCGUUUGCUUUUGACUUUGUGCGCAACUCAGCGCGUCCUAAGAAGCCUUUGCUUCGAGACAUGAUGGCCUCUGGGAGGUUUGGACGCACCGCUGAGACGCGCAGUGCCGAGAGCUCCCCAGUGGAGUGUAACGGCAGCAAGCCAUUGGAAAUGCAGCUUCGCCUCCAGAGCCAGCAGGAAGAACUCAGCCGCAUGCAGCACGAGCAGGUCAAACUCAGAGAAGAGCUGGCCAGUCAGAAGGAGUUGGUGAGACUUUUGCAGCAGACUCUGAGAACCUCCCAGUGCGAUCGGCAGCCAGUGCACCGUCCACCCCCGGCUCCAGAUUCAUCCGCAGCUUCAGACCAGACUCAAGGUUCGGAAGUAACCCUGCAAGAGGCCGGCCAGUUGGCGGCUCUGCUUCAGGAAAGAAAUGGGCAGGUCCAGGACUUGUGUGGCCACAUGGAGCGUCUCGCCUUGGAGAAGGAGAGUCUGCAACAAGAGCUGAAGGGCCUGAAGAUAAAGGUGGGCGAGAUAAACGACCAACUGGGGAUGCUGAUGGAGACCAUCCAGGCCAAGGAUGAGGUCAUCAUCAAGCUGUCGCAGCCGAGUUCAGAGCAGAGCGCCACUCCAAACGAAGGCUCGCCAUCCCCCAACAAAGAUCAGGAGGAGGUGGACAUCCUGAAGGACAGUCUUCAAGGCUACAAAUCCCAGAACAAGUUCCUGAACAAGGAGAUCCUGGAGCUGACAGUGUUACGCAGAAAUGCAGAGAGUAGAGAAAAGACUUUAGAAGCAAAGUACACGGUCCUGGAGGCUAAGCUUUGUCAGGUGGAGAGUAAGUAUCUGGUGCUGCUUCAAGAAGUGAAGAACCCCGUAUGUUCAUCUUCAGAGCAGAGCCCAGGCCGAGAGGUCAUCUCCCGAUUAUUAGAGGAUGCGCUGCAGGCAGAAAGCUCUGACCAGCAGGAGCACCCCAUCUUUAAACCAAAUGUUGUCAGUGAGUAUGACACGUUUGGCUUCAAGACUGUCCCUGAGGAGGAGGAAGAGGAGGAGAGGCUGGUUGCGAAGGUGAGAGCUCUGGAGCUGAAGUCUCUAUCCAUGACGGAUCAGGAGGUGUCCGUCGGGGUGAAGUGGGAGAACUAUCUGGCCAGCAUCAUGAACAGAGACCCGGUGCGCUCCCCAGAGCUCAAGGCCCUGUUUCGUUACGGAGUGCCCCAUGAGCACCGGUCCCAGGUGUGGCGCUGGUGUGUCUCCUUCCACGUCAAGAAGUUUCGUGACAACUUGGCACCUGACUACUAUGAGACCUUACUAAAUGUUGCAAGGGACAAGCCCAACCCGGCCUCAAAGCAGAUCGAGCUGGAUUUGCUGCGUACUUUGCCCAACAACAAGCACUAUUCCUCACCGAGUGCAGGCGGCAUACAGAAACUCAGGAACGUCCUCAUGGCUUUCUCCUGGAGGAAUCCAGAUAUUGGCUACUGUCAGGGGCUAAACAGGCUGGCAGCUAUCGCCUUGCUCUAUCUGGACCAAGAGGAUGCCUUCUGGAGCCUUAUCGCCAUUGUGGAGGUCUUCAUGCCAAGAGACUAUUACACCAAGACUCUGCUGGGCUCACAGGUUGACCAGCGUGUGUUCAAGGACCUGAUGAGUGAGAAGCUCCCUCGGCUUCAUGCCCACUUUGAGCAGAACAAGGUGGACUUCUCCCUCAUCACUUUCAACUGGUUCCUGGUGGUGUUUGUGGACAGUUUGGUGAGCGACAUCCUCUUCAAGAUCUGGGACGCCUUUCUUUAUGAAGGUCCUAAGAUCAUAUUUCGCUUCGCCCUCGCUCUCUUCAAGUACAAAGAGGAGGAGUUUUUGAAGUUGCAGGACUCCACAACCAUCUUUAAAUAUCUUAGACACUUUACACACACAAUCCUGGAUUCAAGGAAGCUGAUGAGCAUCGCCUUUGGGGACAUGAACCCUUUUCCCAUGCGACAAAUUCAGAACCGCCGCUCCUUUCAUCUGGAGAAAGUCCGUCUUGAGCUGACCGAGCUGGAGGCGAUCAGGCAGACCUUCCUCAGGGAGAGAGAGACGAGUCAGGACAGACGGAGCUUCGUCAGCGACGAUGAGGAGGAUAACUGACACGCCAGAUUGUCACGGAAGUGUGAUGCGAAAAAGAUCCUCUUCAUACUCAUGUCUUGCAGUUGUAAAGGGAUUUUUCUUAAAAGAUAGUUGGAGUUAAAGUCUGUGUCGGACCAAUCAACUUUCUAUACGCUUUUGAUUGAAAUCACAUCAAAAGACCAAAACAUUCCAGGCCAAAUGGGCUUUCUAUCAGUAUUCCUGCCAUUCAAAUGCUUUGUUUGUGUGUGUAUAUGUUUAUGCACAGCUCAACCUUCAGUGCCAAGCUACACUCUUGCAGUCCGAAUCAGUAUUUUAAAAACAUGGCUAUGAUCUUUUAAUAGUUGUCUAUUGAAGGAAUGAUUGCUUUUUCUUUUUUUCUUUUUUUCUUUCUCUGCGCUCAGUCCCUUUUCAUGCAUGUCUUGAAAUUGUUUACCUGAAUCUUCCACAUUAACACAUACCACACAUCUUAUGGGUUUGAUCCAUGCACUUGAAUCCCUUAUGCUGGAAUUCAACAUUGGCUGAAACUUCACAUCUUUAUCUUUGAGACUUUUGAUCACAAAGUCGUUCCAAAAUUGUUAAUUUAAUUCCAUCCUCUAGAGGUUACACAAAUAUUUCCUAUCAAACCUAGGAUCUCAAACUUGUGUUUCAUUUAUAUCUCAGGAUUCAGAUAAAAUUACUAGAGUCAUUCCAGAUUGUCUAUAUUUGAGAUGGGUAUCACUCUUAAAAUACUUAAUUUUCCAAAACGCAUGUCUCAAAAUCUCAAACUGUUUUGCACCUUCAUCUGUAUUUAAAGUAAAGGUGAAAUGUUGAGUUUGGUUGGGAGAAUAUUUAAAAUUGGCAUCGAAUUCAAAAAGUACAUCAGAGUAUUCCUACGAAUGACCUGAUUAUCUGGCUAUUUCACUAUAAGUAUUCUAAAUCUGUGUAUUAAGAUUAAUUUCCCUUGCCUUGUUUAAGUAAUGUUCUUGAUUUUAAACAAUUAUUUACUUUAUUUGUAUUAUUAGGUGCAAAAAGGAUGUAAUUUCCCCUGACUAAAACCUGUUGAUAUGCAGUACAUGCAUAAUGCUGGAAUUCCCCUUCGGGUGUAUUUGCAUUCAUUGUCCUCAGUGUGGCAGUAUAACAUGUGUCUGUCCAUUGUUUACACUAGUUCACGUUUACCCACAGAAUGAUUUUAUUCCAUUAUACGGUAUUGACAAGAUGUUUGUGAAGUCAGUCUGUCAACAUGGUGGCUUGGAAUCUAUGAGGAAGUGUUUCAGGAGUGUGGCAACAUCUUUCUGUCUUCCACAUCCAGGUACUUAAAGAAGACGGUUUACUCUUUAGCACUGUUACCAUACUCUAUUAUACUUGUUUUACAAUUUGUAUUGUUAAAUAUACCAGUAUGAAACUGACUUGCUUAGAACAAAAUCACAUUUAUAUUAAUAUGUUGUUUAAAUGGUAAUCUACAAGAGAGGAAUAUGUUUUUCUCACUUCUCUUCUCUUGUGUGCUGAUUUAUUGUUUACAGUUUGUUUUAAUUUCCUUUAUUUCUAUACUAUUUGACUCUACUUGCUGUUACCAGAUUUUUCUUUGCUGUUAGUUACAUAAUUGACUACCUUUUCUCUGUUAUGAUAUUGUCAGCAGUAGUACCAUGCUUAACUGUUUUUGUUGGACCACCUAAACUUGUGAACAAAUGACAUAAUUGUGGUUGUUUGAAUGAUGGAAAUGUGAAUGAAAAAUAACUCGUAGAAGAGAUUUAAUUUGUUUAUCUUCAUGGGAGCAGGUCUUUCAUGAGACUUAGAUCAGUUUAAGAUGGAAACAAGUCUGAGGUCCAGUCAUUUUGUCAAAGGGCUCAUAUAGGUUUGCUCACAUUUUGAAUAGAGUACAUACAGUAUAUGUUCUAAGCAUGGUUUGCAUGCAUUUUCUUGUUUUCUGUCAGUUUCAUAUUCACAUGGAAUAAGCUAUGUUAAAUAUUAUCACCUAUUCUUUAAAUGGUCUUUCUUUUGCUUUUCCCAGCAAUGUAUUGCACACGUGUAAGGACAAGAUGACUUCAGAAUAUUAUAGGGCACUUAACUUUUUAGUAUGUAAAUCUCUAUGGUAUCUUUUUCUUUGUUAAUUUGUAUCAUUUAAUUAAAUACUUUUAUGUUACAGAAUUGAGUAUAUGCCACUAUAUGUUUUUGUAAAACCAGUAAAAAGACACAUUCAAUAAACAACAGCUGACUGAGUGUGA
Molecule: messenger RNA, 5175 nt
Organism: Cyclopterus lumpus (lumpfish)
Lineage: Eukaryota; Metazoa; Chordata; Actinopteri; Perciformes; Cyclopteridae
Gene: tbc1d2b
Product: TBC1 domain family, member 2B
Exons: 13
Coding region: 74-2995 (973 amino acids)
Source: RefSeq, a predicted model, not a curated record